ACAUACCAGGUGGCAGGAAGAAAAGUUAACCUCAAUCAACAACAUAUAAACAAAUCUUUUCGAAAUGUUCCUUUCUGAACCUUUCCUAUUCAUUUUAGCCCUAAUAGAUACCGGAGCGAUACUUUUUCUUCUGAUAUAUUUUGUGAUAACGCUUUCAGAUUUAGAAUGUGAUUACUUAAACGCUCAACAAUGUUGCUCGAAACUGAAUCAGUGGAUGCUUCCAAAACUUAUAGCACAUACUCUAUUAUCUUGCCUAUUACUAGUACAUGGACAUUGGUUACUGGUGUUAAUAAACUUCCCGAUGGCACUUUGGUGUGGCUACGAGAUUAUAUCUGUGCCUAGUGGAAAUCUUGGAGUUUUCGAUCCCACUGAAAUACACAAUAGGGGACAACUGAAGAACCAUAUGAGAGACUGUAUGAUACACUUAGGAUAUUAUUUAUUGUUCUUCUUCCUCUAUCUUUACUGCCUCAUCAUUUCUUUCUUGAAGGGUGAUCCUUUAAAUAGAGAUGAAGAAGAUGAAGUGAUAUUCUGAAAAUUUCUCCAUGUAUAUGUAUAUAUUGAAUUUAAUUUAUUCUUAGUUUAUAUCUUAUAUAUAAGUCAUUUUGUUAGAGUACUUAUACUAUUGUUGAAGUCGUUAAAUCUUCCAAUCAAAUAUUGCACUCGCCUAGGGUGUCAUCACUAAAAAUUCUUCCUUAAGUCAACAGAAUUCUUUGAAUUUUUCCAUUGCACAAAUCAUAUUAACAUUAAAAAUUAGCUCAAAAAUGAUACUCAAUAUUUGUACAAUUUUAUAUCUCUCAAAAUAAAUUCAAUCUUUCUGAACAAAUAAAAUAAUAAAUGAAACAUUUCGAACAUUA
Coccinella septempunctata (seven-spotted ladybird) is the source of this 854-nucleotide messenger RNA. RefSeq names its product protein cornichon homolog 4. Gene Ontology annotation, biological process: endoplasmic reticulum to Golgi vesicle-mediated transport. NCBI's taxonomy places the organism in Eukaryota, Metazoa, Arthropoda, Insecta, Coleoptera, Coccinellidae. The record is from RefSeq and is a predicted model, not a curated record. The transcript has 3 exons. The coding region runs from base 65 to 532 and encodes 155 amino acids. Gene Ontology annotation, cellular component: endoplasmic reticulum membrane; COPII-coated ER to Golgi transport vesicle.